CAGUCUGCGAGAAGAUCAUGGAGCUGCUGGGGCAGAACGAGGUGGACCGCCGCCAGCGGAAGGUCCUCAUCCUCAGCCAGGACAGCUUCUACAAGGUGCUGACCGCCGACCAGAAGGCCAAGGCGCUGAAGGGGCAGUACAACUUCGACCACCCGGACGCUUUUGACAAUGACUUGAUGCAUACAACCCUGAAAAAUAUUGUUGAGGGCAAAACGGUCGAGGUACCAACCUACGACUUCGUGACCCAUUCUAGGCUGGCAGAGACGACAGUGGUCUAUCCCGCUGACGUUGUUCUCUUUGAGGGGAUCCUGGUUUUCUACAGUCAAGACAUUCGGGACAUGUUCCAUCUCCGGCUCUUUGUCGACACGGAUUCUGACGUCCGGCUGUCCCGCAGAGUUCUGCGAGAUAUGAAACGUGGGAGGGACCUUGAGCAGAUCCUCACCCAGUACACCACGUUCGUCAAGCCUGCCUUUGAGGAGUUCUGCUUGCCGACGAAGAAGUAUGCAGAUGUGAUCAUCCCCCGAGGAGUUGACAACAUGGUUGCUAUAAACCUCAUAGUGCAGCACAUUCAAGACAUCCUCAACGGAGACAUCUGCAAGUGGCAGCGAGGGGCAAUGAACGGACACGGUCGGACCUACAAGCGCCCAUUCCCUGAACAAACAGAGAGCAGCAGUGUGCUAGCGGCCGGCAAACGCUCCCACCUGGAGUCCAGUAGCCGUCCGCACUAACCUGUCAGCGUCUGAAGGAUUUGCCUCUGGUCCAGGCCAGCACCGAAGACAACUUUGGGAAAGGACUUCAACAGAAUGGUUGGUGAAGUGCCCUUUAAAUCAUCCUAGCAGCGGAGGGGAUACUGGUGCAAAACUUCUGGCGCAGGGGAGAGGAAGGAGUUGGCCUACAGCCCCUCUCCCCGCCAAACCCCCCUCCCUUUUCUCCCUACGGUGUCUGGAGUUAUGAUGUUACUUGAUGAACUGGUUAAAGGCAGUGCUUCUUGCCUUUUUUUAAUUUUCAAAAUGCGAUCUAAUGCCGAAGUCUCCCCUGAAAAUUAAGUGCUACCGGGUGAUUAGCAAGAUACCCCAUUUCCCCGAUUAUGAUCUUCCUUCAGGAAAAUUAGCGGCCUGUUUUUUCAAAAGAAAAAACAGUCUCUUUAUGCAAGACUAGCGCACACCCUGUUAAUUUUAACAAGCAGGUGCAGUCCUUACUCUUCUCUACCUUGUUGGGACCUUGAGUUCUGGCAUCGCGCUCCUUUUUAGCCUGUAGUAGCAUGUGGGGGCAGAAGGAUUGACCUGUAGAGGAAUCUCUCCCCUGAGAUAGAGAUGAAACAGAGACUGUCUCUGGGGCAAGUGGGAACUUACAGUUCACGGGGGACAGGCCCAAGAAGCUGUGUGGUUCCGGUUCCUAAUUGAUUCCUUUUUAAGCUCCCGAACCUUGCUACGCUGUAUGAUGAUUUUUUUGUACCCAGAUGGUCUCCUUUACCACAGUUACUGAAUGUGUGAGCUCCGACUGGAUUGAGUUGCUCGUGGAAACGGAACCCUGACCUUGUCAGUAUUAGUGUCUUGUAGGGUGUUUCUGUACUGCUGGUUGCAGAUUCUGCUGGGCGGAAUGCAUCCACUUCCAGAGCUGGGUGGUAAGGUCAGCAAGGGGGAAAGCUGUGAAUCGCAAGACCCUCCUUCUGAUGGCACAAGCAGCUCUCUGGACAUGCUUCCACCCUCAAACAGGGUCAAAGCGCUUGCCUUGCACUCAGGCGGUUUAAACUCCAGAUAUGUCUGUUUUUUUUCAAAAGAGCAGACAAGAGGCUGGAAGUAUAAACAGUGACAGCCCAGUUCCUGUAGCUUACCCCCGAUCAGUGAUACUGCAGCAACGUGAAGUUUCUGGGGGGGG
Aptenodytes forsteri (emperor penguin) is the source of this 1878-nucleotide messenger RNA. It is a transcript of the gene UCK1, whose product is annotated as uridine-cytidine kinase 1. Bases 18 to 728 code for a protein of 236 amino acids. The record is from RefSeq and is a predicted model, not a curated record. Gene Ontology annotation, cellular component: cytosol; cytoplasm. Gene Ontology annotation, molecular function: ATP binding; kinase activity. The transcript is spliced from 6 exons. Lineage: Eukaryota; Metazoa; Chordata; Aves; Sphenisciformes; Spheniscidae.